GCUGACUGGAGAGGUUCCUAUAAGGUGUCAGGAUGUCACUGUCUAUUUCUCCAUGGAGGAGUGGGAGUAUGUAGAAGGACACAAGGAUCUGUACAAGGACGUCAUGAUGGAGAACCACCAGGCCCUUAAAUCAUCAGGAAGAUCCAGUAAGAGAAGAACACCAGAGAGAUGUCCCAGUCCUCAUCCUCCACAGGAUCAUCAGCUUUUGAUACAGGAUAAAGAUCUGAGGAGUAUUAAUUCUAGAGAGACCUGUUUGAAGGGUGAUGACCAGUGUAAGGAGGAAUUUCCUACAGAGACAUUUGUGUGGGGUGAUGACCAUUGUAAGGAGGAAUUUCCUACAGAGACAUUUGUGUGGGGUGAUGACCAGUGUAAGGAAGAACCCCCUACAGAGACAGAUAUGUGGGAAUAUGAGCAAUAUAAGGAGGAAUUUCCUACAGAUAUCUAUCCAGGUUACUGUAUCAGGAGCUCAGAGGGACAUUUGAUAGUACAAUCAUCUGCUUUAAAAGCUGAAGAUAUCACACAAGAUACAUAUGAAGAGCAUGCCAUUAUCCCACAUGUACCCUCAGCCCUUCACAGCAAAGAUCUAGAUCCUUUUCAACAUCUAUCAUCUGAUUCAUCACAGACUGUAGAGCAAAAUACAAGCCACAGAAGUGAUGUUGUACCUAAAAGAGCAAACACGGAUGAGAAGCCAUUUUCAUGUUCAGAAUGUGGGAAAUGUUAUAGUGUUAAGUCAUCUCUUGUUGAACAUCAAAGAACUCACACAGGAGAGAAGUCAUUUUCAUGUUCAGAAUGUGGAAAAUGUUUUACCCAGAAAUCAAAACUUUUUAGACAUCAGACAGUUCACACAGGAGAGAAACCAUUUUCAUGUUUAGAAUGUGGGAAAUGUUUUACACAGAAAAUAACCCUUUUGAGACAUCGGAGAAGUCACACAGGGGAGAAGCCAUUUUCAUGUGCAGAAUGUGGGAAAUGUUUCUUAAGAAAAGCAGAUCUUCUUGAACAUCAGAAAAUUCACAUGGGAGAGAAUCCACUUUCAUGUUCUAAGUGUGGAAAAUGUUAUAGCGUCAAAUCAAAUCUUGUUCGACAUCAGAGAAGUCACACAGGGGAGAAGCCAUUUUUAUGCCUAGAAUGUGGCAAAUGUUUUAUAACAAAUACAGAGCUUGUUGAUCAUGAGAGAAUUCACACAGGGGAGAAGCCCUUUUCUUGUUCAGAAUGUGGGAAAUGUUAUAGCGUAAAAUCAAAUCUUUUUCGACAUCAAAGAAGUCACACAGGGAAGAAGCCGUUUUUUUGCCUAGAAUGUGGGAAAUGUUUUUCUCAAAAAUCAAAUCUUCUCGUACACAAAAGAACUCACACAGGUGAGAAGCCAUUUUCUUGUCCUGAAUGUGGGAAAUGUUUCUCAAGAAAAGCAGAUCUUGUUGAACAUCAUAGAAUUCACACGGGGGAGAAUCCACUUUCAUGUUCAGAAUGUGGGAAAUGUUAUAGCAUUAAAGCUAAUCUUGUUCGACAUCAAAGAACUCACACGGGGGAGAAGCCAUUUUCCUGCUCAGAAUGUGGGAAAUGUUUUUCUCAAAAAUCACAUCUUCUUGUACACCAAAGAACUCAUACGGGAGAGAAGCUAUUUUCAUGUACGGAAUGUGAGAAAUGUUUUAGUUGGAAAUCGCAACUUGUUGAACAUCUGCGAACUCACACAGGGGAGAAGCCAUAUUCAUGUUCAGAAUGUGGGAAAUGCUUCAUAAGAAAAGCAAGUCUUGUUGAACAUCAGAAAAUUCACACAGGAGAGAUGCCAUUUUCAUGCCAAGAUUGUGGAAAAUGCUAUACCUGGAUGUCACAACUUGUUGAACAUCAACGGACUCACACAGGGGAGAAACCAUUUUCAUGCCAAGAAUGUGGGAAAUGUUUCAUAAGAAAAGCAGCUCUUGUUAAACAUCAGAAAAUUCACACUGGAGAGAAGCCAUUUUCAGGCCAAGAAAGUGGGAAAUUUUAUAGUGAUAAAUCAAACUUUCUUCAACAUUAAAGAAGCCACACAAGGGAGAGAAGGUGAGGGCUAACUUCCUAUACUCUACUUAGUGAUGGCACAGCAGUUGUGUACGUGCAAUCAGCAGUAGGAGCCAGCCAUAAUAUAUAGCCAGGCUUUCACUGCAAUGGCCAGGAUUGGAGCUAGCUCCGUUCCUGGCUAUGUAACCCCAUUAGAUGCCACAGUCUGUAGUAAACAUAGCGUCAAAGUGGUAAAGCAGAGGAAGGGGGCUCACUCUGACCCUAUAUCAUGUACCUUCCCCUGGGCAACGAGAUCAGAGUAAUCAUAAUUGCUAAGGCAGCCGGAGGCCUAACAAUGGCCUCCAGGUUUGUAAAGUACAGACCUUGCACAAGGGUUUGAUAGGUUACCUGUCUGCAGAAUACUAACAGGCAGACAUUAUGACUGUACUACAUAAUUAGUGCAGUGUAGAAUGUAAGCUGUCAACGGACUGAAAUAAUAUGAGUUCAAUUAGCGUUGAGUGAACUGAAGCAAUCGAAGCAUAUUUCGCUCCAAAGUUUAGGAAAACUUUGAUUCAUCACAAAUCCGAAUUUCCUUGCACUUUGUGGUAACGAAUCAGUAUUUUCUAAAAUGGCGGCUGCAGGUGUUACAAAGUGAAAGUAAGAAGUCCGGAAACGUAAGAUCCUCCAUAAUGCCGCGCAGCCAGCCAAUCCGCAGGUAGCCAUCCCCUAUGAUGUCACAGCCCUAUAAAACCCUCAUCCCGUACGGUCUCUGCCACUGUUCUGUGAGCUGAUCCUAGGGAGAGAUGUGACAAGCGCUCAUGUGCUAGGGCCAGUGUUGCUGCAAAGUGUUAAUAGGGCAAUAUUUGAGAAGGAGACUGCAGGGAGAGUGCAUCGCUGUGUGCAUCACGUUCCAGAGCAUCGACAUUCAGAGUUAAUCCAUUAGUUUAGUGCUAAAGUUACUGUGCUUCAGUAUUAGAGACAGGAGUAAUAUAUCACCAUGUGCAUCACUGUGCAAUGUACCAACAUUCAUAGCUAAUCCCUUCUUUUAGAGAAUCAGUUACUGUGCAUCACUAUUAAAGGCAGGUCUUAUA
This is a messenger RNA of Bufo gargarizans (Asiatic toad), 3062 nucleotides long. Its product is annotated as gastrula zinc finger protein XlCGF26.1-like. The record is from RefSeq and is a predicted model, not a curated record. The transcript has 5 exons. The coding region runs from base 53 to 2011 and encodes 652 amino acids. NCBI's taxonomy places the organism in Eukaryota, Metazoa, Chordata, Amphibia, Anura, Bufonidae. Gene Ontology annotation, biological process: regulation of cytokine production; regulation of immune system process; negative regulation of transcription by RNA polymerase II.